This is a messenger RNA of Lachancea nothofagi CBS 11611, 1074 nucleotides long. The record is from the annotation of a GenBank genome assembly. NCBI's taxonomy places the organism in Eukaryota, Fungi, Ascomycota, Saccharomycetes, Saccharomycetales, Saccharomycetaceae.
AUGGCUAAAAAGAAGACUUUGAAACAACAGGAUUUCCAAAAGAAGAAACUCAAAGUUGGCAAGGCUAAGCAGCCAGCGAGCAAUGUAACGGACACCUCGUUCACGGCGCGAAUGAUCUCGCUUCCGAACCAAGCAAAAAUCAGGUCGGCUGGAGACGGAAUUAGUUCGAAUCACCGGAACCUCGAGCUGGAUGUAAUCAAACGACUUUCGCUUUGCAAGCAUCACAGUGCCGUUACGAGAAAAGAAACCUUGAUAUAUUUCAAGCAAAUAACUCCGAAGAUCAUAUAUACCAAAUGCGUCACACCGAUGCUUAGCAGUUGUCUGCCUCUUAUCUGCGAUGAUGACUCGCAGGUCAGGUCUGCGUUGCUGGAGCUAUUCGAAGAGAUCGGUCAGCAUGAUGAGAACGUGCUGCGAUUACACAGCAGAGCUUUAGUGCUAUUUAUCAACAGUGGCAUGACACAUAUAGCCCCUGCAAUUCAACGCGAUUCUGGAAAGUUUUUGAAAUGCGCUUUACGCUACUGUGGAGAUGAACUGGUACGCAAUUCGUGGGUGAAGAUGCUCAAGGGUAUGUUCGGUGUUUUGGGAUGGUCCACUGAAGCUUCCAAAGGCCCGAAGGGUGCGAAGAGUGUCAGUAUGGGUAUGAAGACCUCUAGUGUUGUCAGCAUGAACAGCGCUAAGUUUAAGAAAGCUCAACAAGUUAAUCUCGAGACUCUAUUGGAUUUCGUGAAGUGUGGGUGCAUAGAGCCUGCAAUGGAUCCAGUUCAAGCCGCGCAACAAGGUUCUACAGCAUAUAACAAGUACCUGAUUCCGGCCGUUCCGCAGCCAUACCAGCACUUGAAGCUGUUUGUGAAAGAACUAAAAAAUGACAAGGACACAAAAGGCUCGAAGCUCGAGGAGCUUAACAAUGCUACGUUCCAGGACUUUUCGGCGAGGCGCGAAGCCCUGGUUGAGCAUUUCUAUGAUCCCAUGCUACUAAAUGUUACAAAUUUAAUUGCCGACGGCGGAGAGUGCGGCAGGACUGCAAACUCUUUGAAAGAUACUUUGGAGUCCAUAAUGCAGCUUCAAGAGGCUUGA